AUGGCCGUCGCGGUCACAAGCGCCUCGCUGCGCGCCGCCCUGACCGCGCGACUUUCGCGCAUUGCGGCCUCCGCAUCUCUGCAGUCCGCCUCGCAGUCCUCCGCCGCCAGCUUGCUUCCGCGCGCGUCACGAAAAUCGAAGCACGAUGGAGGCAGGCGGGCCGCGCAUGCCGUGUCGGCCAGCGCUGCUGCGGAGGGAUCAGCUGAGAGCGCCGUGGCUGAGAGCGCCGUGGCUGAGAGCGCCGUGGCUGAGAGCGCCGUGGCUGUAGCUGCUGCUGCUUCAGAUGCAGCCGCUCCUGCGGCCACCGGCCCUGAUGUGUGCAGCCUCGCCGAGUCGCUGGAGCUGCGCGUGGGGCGCGUGGUGAAGGCGUGGAAGCACCCCGAGGCGGACAGCCUGUACGUGGAGGAGGUGGACGUGGGCGAGGAGGGCGGCCCGCGCACCAUCUGCAGCGGCCUCGUCAAAUACAUUCCCGAGGCCGACAUGCAGGAUCGGCUGGUGGUGGUGCUGGCGAACUUAAAGCCGCGCAACAUGAGGGGCGUCAAGUCCAACGGCAUGCUGCUCGCCGCCUCCGAUGCCGCCCACGAGAAUGUCCAGCUCCUCUCGCCGCCCGCCGAAGCUGUGCCGGGCGAGCGCAUCUGGUUCGGCGCCGAGGCCGACGGUGCUUUGCAAGCUGCUGCUGCCACUCCGAACCAGGUGUGUAAGAGGCGGAGAUAUGGAACGGUUGCUGAGGCGGGAGGGGGUUGUUGUCAGUGGUAG
This is a messenger RNA of Closterium sp. Naga37s-1, 756 nucleotides long. The record is from the annotation of a GenBank genome assembly. Lineage: Eukaryota; Viridiplantae; Streptophyta; Zygnematophyceae; Desmidiales; Closteriaceae.